UGGCGCUGCUCCAGCAGUGUGGUACUUCCGCUGUACACUAGAGUGGCAAUGCAAGUGUUUUUGUGUAAUUUACUUACUGUGGAGUGAUUUUACAGACAUUGGACAAUACAGUACAGGUUCCGAAGCCUUCCUGUAGCCAGAGUUGAAAAUGGAUGUCCCCACGCCCCCGGAAGAUCAAGAACUGCGGAAUGUGAUCGACAAGCUGGCUCAGUUUGUCGCUCGGAACGGACCGGAGUUUGAGAAGAUGACUAUGGACAAACAGAAGGACAACCCCAAGUUCUCCUUCCUCUUUGGAGGAGACUUCUUCAGCUACUACAAGUGCAAGCUGGCUUUGGCGCAGCAGCAGCAUCCCUCUACCCGCGAUGGGGAGGAAUAUAAAUCUGAAGAGCUCUACAACCCAGGCACCUCAGACAUGCUUGACAUCCCUCCCCCGCCUAUGGCCAUGAUACCUCCGCCUCCCAUCCCUCCGUCCUCCGCCUCGACGCCCGCCAUCGAUGACAUCAUCCAGCAGAGUCAGUGGAACUUGCAGCAUCAGGAGCAGCACCUGCACACACUCAGACAGGAACAAGUUAGCGCAGCCAUAGCUUCGGCCGCUGAACAGCAGAUCCAAAAGCUGGUGGUGGAAACUCAGCUGGACGUCACCGAGUUUGAUAACCUGCUGCAGCCCAUCAUUGACACCUGCACCAAAGAUGCCAUUUCUGCUGGUAAGAACUGGAUGUUCAACAAUGCCAAGACUCCGCAGCACUGUGAGCUGAUGACAUCACACCUUCGCAACCGCAUCACUGCAGAAGGAGCACAUUUUGAGCUCCGCCUGCAUCUCAUCUAUUUAACCAAUGACGUUCUCCAUCACUGUCAGCGCAAACAGCAGAAGGAUUUGUUGGCAGCUCUGCAGAAAGUUGUGGUUCCAAUCUACUGCACCAGCUUCUUGGCUGUGGAGGAGGAGAAGCAACAGAAGAUCACCAGGUUGUUGCAGCUUUGGGAGAAGAAUGGCUACUUUGAUGAGGAGACCAUUCAGCAACUCCAGAACCCAGCACUGGGCCUGGGCCAGUACCAGGCCUCUUUGAUAACGGAAUAUGCCAGCGUGGUGCAGCCCAUCCAGCUGGCCUUCCAGCAGCAGAUCCAAGUCCUGAAGAGCCAGCAUGAGGAGUUUGUGACCAGCCUGAAGCAGCAGCCCGCUCCUCAGCUAGCCCCGCCUACUGACUCCGAAAAGGCCCCACCCAUGACUGUGCAACCUGCAGAGGUGAAGCCGCCCAUGUCAGGUCCUUCACCAGGAGACUUUGACGAAGCUCCAGCUGGACCUCAGGACCCAAGCAACACCAGUGGACCCUCGGAGCUCCCCCCCAAGCCUGCGUGGUACGACCCCCAGCACAUGGGCCCUUGGAACCCCAACCAGCCGCCUCCCUUUGACCCAAACCUGCCCCCACCUCCGUGUCCGCCGUGGAACAGCCAUGAGGGAAUGUGGAACGAUCAGAGGGAGCCGGGGAACUGGAGCGGGGGUCCGCCUAGAGAGGGGGGGCCGUGGAGCAGUCCUGGUGGGCCUGAUCCAGGUCCCCCUUCUUGGAACUCCUACGACCAGCAGCCUCCGUGGGGGAACCAGCCUGAGCAGCCCCCCUGGGGCCAACGGGAGCCACCCUUUCCCCCUCGCAUGCAGAGGCCACCUCACUUCAGAGGCUCCUUCCCCCCCCAUCAGCAGCCGCCUCCCUUCAACCAGCCACCGCCGCCGCCACACUCUUUCGGACGCUUUCCAUCACGCUUCAUGCAGGAUGACUUUCCUCCCAGGCAUCACUACGACCGGCCGCCAUACACGCCGCAUCGCUUCGACUACGCUCAAGGGGACUUUCCCAGAGACAUGCCGGGUCCGGGUCCACCCCCACCCCACCAUGCGAACCAGAGGCUCCCUCCCUCCGGCAUGGGGGGUGAUCAUCCGCCAUGGGGGGGAGCCCAGCACCCAGACUUUGGGCCACCCCCACACGGCUUCAACGGCCAUUCGCCGCACGUACGCCACCGGCAACCUCCGGCGCCGGACGACCCAAGCCUGGUGCCCAAUGUUCCAUAUUUCGACCUUCCUGCCGGUCUCAUGGCGCCGCUGGUCAAGCUGGAGGACACGGAGUAUAAAGCUCUGGAUCCUAAAGACAUCCGCCUGCCACCCCCUAUGCCUCCCAGCGAACGCCUGCUUGCCGCAGUGGAAGCCUUCUACAGCCCCCCGUCCCACGACCGGCCCCGCAAUAGUGAAGGUUGGGAGCAGAACGGACUGUACGAGUUCUUCCGGGCUAAGAUGAGAGCACGCAGGAAAAAAGGCCAAGAGAAGCGCAACAGUGGGCGGGGCACCAGCCGCUCCAGGAGCCGCUCGGGCAGCCGCGGCAGGUCCUCCUCCCACUCUAGCUCGCGCUCUUCCAAGUCCAGGUCCAGGUCACGAUCCCGCAGUCGCUCGCGGUCCCGCAGUCGCUCACGCUCCUAUUCACGUUCCAGGUCCAGGAGUCGAUCCAGGUCGUCAAGGAGUCGCUCGCGCUCCAGGUCGCGUUCACGCUCCCCCACCAGGAGGCGCCAUGGCCAUAAAUCCCGCAGCUCUUCACCUCCCUCCACGUCAGCAGCGGGCAGUGCCCCCUCCAAAGGGCCGCCAGACUCCCGCUUGGGCGAGGAGAAUAAAGGCCAUCAGCUGCUCAUGAAGAUGGGCUGGAGCGGGUCAGGCGGUCUUGGCGCCAAGGAGCAAGGGAUCCAGGACCCCAUCAAAGGAGGCGACAUCCGCGACAAGUGGGACCAGUACAAGGGAGUGGGCGUGUCUCUGGACGACCCCUACGAGAACUAUCGCAGGAACAAGAGCUACAACUUUGUGGCUCGCAUGAAGGCGCGGGAGGAAGUGAACAGAGAACCUCAGGAGGCCCCACCCACUGAGUGAUGUCAUCAAAGAUUGUUAAGUGUAGUGAUGGAUGUUGCUGGUCCACAUCAUUCUCCUCAUGUUUAACCGCCUUUUACUUUUCACAACUUUUAAAUCUGCAAACCACAUCUCACUAACAUUUGUUUGUCUUCUGCUAUGCGGCAAAAACUACUUUCAUUGUGUGUGUGUUGUUUUUUUUUUUUUUUAAUGUUACCCGCAUUUAGUGUUAGUAUUGGAGUAAAUUCCACAGGCAUAAAAUAAGGUCAUGCUGUGGCAACAGAAGUAAAAUAAACUGAACUCACAUUCAUAAACGUGUAUUUUCUCUUCAACAACAUUGUUGCACUUUAUUGGUUUCUAAUGUUUUGGUUUCCUUGUUCAGUUGCAAUUUGCUCAACAGUGUAUUUUUCAAUAAAUAUUCAAUUGAGAUCAAUUCAAAAAGAGACGGCUGAGGGAAGUUGAAAAGCGGCAGUUUGCACAUAAAAACACAGAAAACGUGUUAAAGUGGAUUUUGUGCAGAAGAAAGUGUUAACAAAACUAAAAGAAAUGCAUGUAAACCCUGACAGAAUCAAUGUGUCAAAAUUGCAUCUAAGUUUAAUUUUAGUCUUCUGACGCAGUACCUUAUGUAGCCACCAGGGGGCAGUGUAGUCAAAUAUAAACAUCACCUUAGCUAUGUCGUCAAGACCAAGGACUCUGUAGGUAAAACAACCGUCGAUGGGUAUGCACUUCCGUAGUAUGCCUUGAGCGGGUUUGGCCCCCAUGAUGGUGAGCCGAAUCCAAAAAACAUUGCAUUGUAAACAUGUCCUCUGCACACUGCUCAGCCAUUAAUUGCGCUCAUAGACGGUCCAAAAGACCAGAUUUGUCAUUUUUCAAGUUCCCCAAAAACAAAGACAGGUAUGUGUCAUAAAAAUGUUGUAGAUUUAUAACACUGGUUGUGAAUAAACAGGAGAGUGGACAAGACUUAAAGUGUAUAUUGUGUGGGACUCCCACACAAUAUAGAUUAAAGCUAAUAGGAUUCUCUGGGUGAUUAGUUGAUAAUUUAGAUUAUACUAUCAAAUGAAUUACCAAUGCCAUUACUGAAAUAAAUGUUGUAUGGUGUAAAUACCUCCAGUUAAAUAUCCAUAUAAUAUAGUUCUUUUUAAUCAAAUUUUUGUUGUUUCUCAUGGAUAAGAAAAAAUAACCAGAUUUAAAAAAAUGAAUUUACUGGAAUGGUAAUUAAUGGAUUAGUGGAAUGGUAAUGAAUGUGUGGUCCUGCCUGCACUUGCAGGCUAUUUUGUUAUAUUGUUAUUGUUUAAUUAUGUACAUAGUGAAU
Messenger RNA from Dunckerocampus dactyliophorus (ringed pipefish), 4184 nucleotides. It is a transcript of the gene cherp, whose product is annotated as calcium homeostasis endoplasmic reticulum protein. The coding region runs from base 149 to 2896 and encodes 915 amino acids. Gene Ontology annotation, molecular function: RNA binding. Gene Ontology annotation, cellular component: perinuclear region of cytoplasm. The record is from RefSeq and is a predicted model, not a curated record. The transcript is spliced from 20 exons. Gene Ontology annotation, biological process: intracellular calcium ion homeostasis; RNA processing. Lineage: Eukaryota; Metazoa; Chordata; Actinopteri; Syngnathiformes; Syngnathidae.